AUGACUAUGUAUCCUUCAUCUGGAAUGGUAGCGACCCCACAACAAGGGACUAGUCCAAUCACUCAAAAUGGAAGUACUACAUUACCUCGGUCACACCAUCAAAGGACAGGACGGCCACCUGCAGCUCCAAAAUCCUAUGACUACUUACUAAAGGUACUUUUGGUUGGAGACUCAGAUGUAGGUAAACAAGAAAUCCUUCAGGAUCUUGAGGAUGGCUCGGCCGACUCACCAUUUUGUAGUGGCAGUGCCUAUAAAACGACAACAAUCCUGUUGGAUGGAAAGAGAGUGAAACUUCAGCUAUGGGAUACUUCAGGACAGGGGCGAUUCUGUACCAUAAUACGAUCCUACUCCCGCGGGGCGCAAGGCAUUCUUCUUGUUUAUGACAUCACCAACAAGUGGUCCUUUGACAGCAUUGACAGGUGGCUUGAAGAAGUCGAAAAGCAUGCACCAGGAGUUCCGAAGGUCCUCGUGGGUAAUCGUUUACACCUCGCUUUCAAACGACAAGUACAGGAACGGGACGCGGAACUAUAUGCCGCCAAGAACCACAUGGCGUUUUUUGAAGUGAGCCCCUUGUGUGACUUCAACAUCAGAGAGAGUUUCUGUGAACUGUCGCGGAUGGCGCUACAUCGAAAUGGCAUGGAGAGACUAUGGAGAAGCAAUAAAGUACUCAGCCUCCAAGAGCUAUGUUGCCGUGCAAUAGUAGCACGUACAUCGGUGUACGGGUUGGAGAGGCUCCCUUUGCCGACGGCGCUGAAGUCCCACCUCAAGUCGUACGCGAUCUCUGCCGCGCCCAGUCGGCAUCGAGCGCGAGCACAUAAACACUCGCAUCACACGCGACUCAACUGUACCGGCCGUAACUCCUGCAACAUCGCCUGA
Molecule: messenger RNA, 876 nt
Organism: Spodoptera littoralis (African cotton leafworm)
Lineage: Eukaryota; Metazoa; Arthropoda; Insecta; Lepidoptera; Noctuidae
Source: the annotation of a GenBank genome assembly